GAGAAAAUGAAGAUAAAAGAAGAGUUAGAAACGAAAUAUUCGGACUUCACAAUUCAACGAAACGACGAAAAAUUUGAAGUUGAUUUAAAGAAUUUCAAGAAAAAAUUUAAUACAGAUGUGAAGUGUUAUAAAACAAUUAAAAAGGAACCUUUAGAGAUAAAUAUUAAAGUUAAACCAAUUUCCACAAACAACACAAACGGAUCCACUAUUUGGAGUCAUUCUGGUUAUAAAAUCGAAAGAGAUAUCAAGAAAGAAGAUGUAAAAGAGAUUUGUGAUGUAAAACAUGCUAUAAAAUCAAAAUGUAGAGUUGUUUUAAAAAAAUUGAAAUUUGAAGUAAAGACUGAAGAUUAUAAAGAAGUUGUUCAUCUCCCAGAUGAUAAUGAACAGCCUGUCAACAAUGAAUUCUUCACUCCGGACAGAAAUUUUAACAGGAAUGAAAUGAAUAUCCAAAUUGAGGAGGAAGAGCAAAUUCAGGAAUACGAUAUUCAGCAAAAUUCAUGCAAAUUCAUGCAAAAUUCUAGAAAAUGCAAUAAAAUUCAUGAAAAGAUUAAAAGGAAAUACUUCAAGAUUUUGUUUGCAUCUCAUUCUAAACAGGAAUUUACAUGUGAUUUAUGUAAAGAGACUUUUAAACAUAAGAGAAUAUUAGAAACACAUCUGUUCUGUCAUAUUAGAAAAAAUCCAUUUCGCUGCACAAUUUGCAAUAAGAAGUUUUUAUGGCAAUUUCUUUUGCGAAGACACACGAAAGAGCACAAAACUGAAAAUAAAAACGAAAUCUCUCAUAGGAAUUUACGUAUGCAGCCAUCUGAAGAUCGAGUGAAGCAAUCGCCAACAAAUGGUAAAGUUUAUGCCUGCAAGAUAUGUGGAAAAGAAUAUAAGCUUAAAAAUAGUUUGUUACGUCAUAAAUCAACGCAUAGUGAAGAUCGUCCUUUUAAAUGCGAUAUUUGCAAUAAGAGUUUUAAAUGGAAAAGCCAAGUAAAAAGCCACCAACAAACUCAUAGUGAUGAACGUAACUAUUCUUGUCAAGUAUGUAACAAAAGUUUCAAAACAAAACAGAAUUUGGCAAUUCAUAAAGUAGUUCAUAAUGAUGAACGUAACCAUAUUUGUCACAUAACAUAUGUAACAAAAGUUUUAAACGUAGUUCUGAUUUAAAACAGCACAUUAAUAUUAUACACAGCGAUGAAUACAAAUAUUCUUGUCAUAUAAGUAACAAAUAUUUUAAAACAAAAGGUUCUUUGCGAGAGCAUAAACGUAUUCAUAAAAAAUCUAAU
Centruroides sculpturatus (bark scorpion) is the source of this 1268-nucleotide messenger RNA. RefSeq names its product zinc finger protein 567-like. Gene Ontology annotation, cellular component: nucleus. Gene Ontology annotation, biological process: regulation of transcription by RNA polymerase II. Bases 7 to 1149 code for a protein of 380 amino acids. Gene Ontology annotation, molecular function: DNA-binding transcription factor activity, RNA polymerase II-specific; RNA polymerase II cis-regulatory region sequence-specific DNA binding. NCBI's taxonomy places the organism in Eukaryota, Metazoa, Arthropoda, Arachnida, Scorpiones, Buthidae. The record is from RefSeq and is a predicted model, not a curated record. The transcript is spliced from 5 exons.